Mycotypha africana is the source of this 578-nucleotide messenger RNA. RefSeq names its product calmodulin. Gene Ontology annotation, molecular function: calcium ion binding; enzyme regulator activity. The transcript has 6 exons. The coding region runs from base 60 to 509 and encodes 149 amino acids. Lineage: Eukaryota; Fungi; Mucoromycota; Mucoromycetes; Mucorales; Mycotyphaceae. The record is from RefSeq and is a predicted model, not a curated record.
UAUUUCGCUCUUUUUUCUGCUAAACACUUUGCUUAUAUAAAAGUAUUUUGCUUUCAAUCAUGGCUGAUCAACUGACCGAAGAACAAAUCAACGAAUUCCGUGAAGCUUUCAAUCUUUUCGAUAAGGAUGGAGAUGGUUCCAUUACAACUAAGGAAUUAGGAACUGUUAUGCGUUCCUUGAAUUUGAACCCCACAGAAGCUGAACUUCAAGACAUGAUCAACGAGGUAGAUAGUGACAAGAACGGCCUUAUCGACUUUAGCGAAUUCUUAUCCAUGUUAGCUAGAAAAUUAAAGGAAACUGAUUCUCAAGAGGAAAUCGAAGAGGCCUUCAAAGUUUUCGAUAAAGACGGCAAUGGUUAUAUUUCGGCAGCCGAGUUACGCCAUGUCAUGACUUCCCUUGGAGAACGAUUAAGUGAAGAUGAAGUUGAUGAAAUGAUUCGCGAAGCUGACGUCGACGGCGACGGGCAAAUUAACUACCAAGAGUUUGUCAAGAUGAUGAUGUCCAAAUAAAAUUGAAGUCAAAGAAUUGAUAAGGCAUCUUUUAACUCUCUACAUAUACGCGAAAACAGUAAAGAUGCA